CAGAGAUUGUAUCAAGAUGUUUAUCAUUUAAUUAGGAUGAUGACUUUUGGAAUAACGUCUUCAUUACGGUAAACAAGAUUGUUUUUGCUUCCAUGUGGAAAGAGAGUGAAAGUGGAAGCGGUGCAUCCGCGGUGACAAUGGAUACAAAUUUAAGAGUUUAUUGUCGUCGAGAUUCCUGGAGACAUCACCAUAAUUUAAUGUUAUUAUCAAUAGAUGUUAAUGUAGUUGUAAACGACCCACCUCCAACGGAUCUCGGGACGGGCCAAUAAAAGUGAACGGUCUCUGAAGACCUUUCACAGCCAUGGAAUCGAUGGGUCGAAGAGGAAUACAAAUUAUUGUUGUUUGCGCGGUGUUAACGACACUCGCGUCCGGCAAAGUGUACGACAGAUGCGAGUUGGCGCGAGAACUGCUCGACGUGCACGAGAUCCCCGAGCACCAGGUGGCCACUUGGGUGUGCCUUGCGAGGCACGAGUCCGAGUACAACACGUCCGCAUUGAAUCCGGGAAGCGGUGAUCAUGGAUUGUUUCAGAUAAGUGAACUGUAUUGGUGUUCCCCGCAUGGAUACGCCUGCGGCGUCCCAUGCAGAGAUCUCCGUGACGACGACAUCGAAGAUGACGUGAUUUGCGCGCGGAGGAUCCACAGGGAGCACAAGAGGUUAUCCGGAGAUGGCUUCAACGCCUGGGUCGUCUACAACGCGUACUGCAAGGAUCAAUACUACGUGCAGUCUUUGGUGGAAGACUGCUUCACAGCGGAAACCAGACUCAUGAAGAACAAAGUAUCAAUGAUACCCACAACCGCCACCCCGAAACCCACCACUAGAUGGACGACAACCUCGAAACCCACAACCAGAUGGACAACAUCUCCAAAAUCCACAAUCAAGUAUUAUCAAACCACAACGUCUCGCAUCUGGACCACCCAGAAGAAAACCACAAAGUACACGACGAAAAGACCGACGACAUUUCAAUACAAGUACUCUAAACCGACAACUGCAACAUCAUCUAAGCAGCAAGAUUACACGUAUAGCAUUCGGAAAACUGGAUUCGUCUUCACCAGAACCAGUUUGCAAUAAUUACAUUAAUUUUCUUCAAUUUUCGAAACGCGUCGAUUAGCAUACCAAGGAAAUGCUGAGAAACAACAAAAAUCAUACAUGCAAUCAAUCAUCCAUCAGAGUUUGCAAUAAAUUAUUUAAAUUUUUUGAAUAAAAACCAAUUACAAAAAAAAAACACACACUCAUAUACAUCUUCUUUUACCUUUCGU
Nicrophorus vespilloides is the source of this 1257-nucleotide messenger RNA. It is a transcript of the gene Lyz, whose product is annotated as lysozyme C-like. The record is from RefSeq and is a predicted model, not a curated record. The transcript has 3 exons. Bases 302 to 1069 code for a protein of 255 amino acids. NCBI's taxonomy places the organism in Eukaryota, Metazoa, Arthropoda, Insecta, Coleoptera, Silphidae.